Manis pentadactyla (Chinese pangolin) is the source of this 2295-nucleotide messenger RNA. It is a transcript of the gene TRIM42, whose product is annotated as tripartite motif containing 42. Gene Ontology annotation, molecular function: zinc ion binding; protein binding. NCBI's taxonomy places the organism in Eukaryota, Metazoa, Chordata, Mammalia, Pholidota, Manidae. The record is from RefSeq and is a predicted model, not a curated record.
UAUAGGCGCCAUGGAGACCGCCAUGUGUGUCUGCUCUCCCUGCUGCACGUGGCAGAGAUGCUGUCCUCGGCUGUGCUCCUGUCUGUGCUGCAAGUUCCUCUUCACCUCGGAGCCGAACUGCACGUGUUUCCCCUGCCCCGACAAGGACGAGCGCGGCUGCCAAUGCUGCCCCUGCAACUGCGCCGAAAACCCCAACUGCCACUGGUGCUGUUGCUCCUGGGCCAACGACCCCAACUGCAAAUGCUGCUGCACGGCCAGCAGCGACCUGUGCUGCUGCUACUACGAGAGCCGCUGCUGCCGUGGGGCCACAGCCACCUUUCCCCGGGGUCGCCUGCGCAGCAUCCGCACCUCACAAGUGCCUCUCCCGCGUGCCUCCAAGACUGCCCUGAGCAUCAGGAGCAGCAACACCCAGGUGGAGGAUGUGAAGAGUCUGCCAGUGAGCAGCCACCUGGUGCACCAUCUCUCGUGCCCCAUGUGCAAUCGGCUGCGCCUGCACUCCUUCACGCUGCCCUGCCACCACAGUCUACAUGAGAAGUGCCUGCGGCAGCUGCAGAAGCAUGCCAAGGUCACAGAGAACUUUUUCAUCUUCAUCUGCCCUGUGUGCAGCCGCUCGCACCGCAUGCCCUACAGCCACAAGAUGCACCUGCCUGAGAACUACCUGCGCAGGCGCCUCACCAAGAGCUACAUGCAGCAGCAGGGCUACCUCAAGUGGCGCUUUGACUGCUCCACCAGGCCCACCCUCUGCUGCUGCAGCCGGCGCAUCGCCUACAAGCGCUGCAUCACCUGCCGCCUCAACCUGUGCAAGGACUGCCUCAAGACCUUCCACUCGGACAUGGCCAUGCAGGACACCAGCACCGAGAACCAGGACAAGAAGGUCUGCAUCCACCACCCAUCCAGACGCAUCAUUGAGUACUGCCACAAUGACAACGAAUUGCUCUGCACCUUCUGCAAGGCCACCCUCCACAAUGGCCAUGACACCGUCAGCCUCAUCGACGCCUGCUCCAAGAGGUCCGCCGCACUCUUCAGCACCAUCGCCAAGUUCAAAGCAGUCCGAUGUGAAAUUGACAAUGACCUGAUGGAAUUCAACAUUUUAAAAAACAGCUUCAAAGCUGACAAGGAGGUAAAGUGAAGAGAGAUCAAAAAUGGAUUUCUCAAGCUGCGCAGCAUUCUACAGGAGAAAGAGAAAGUCAUCAUGGAGCAGAUAGAGAAUCUAGAAGUGUCCAGGCAGAAGGAGAUUGAAAAAUAUGUGUACAUCACAACCACAAAAGUGAAUGAAAUGGAUGGCUUGAUCGCUUACUCCAAGGAGGCCCUGAAAGAGACAGGCCAAGUGGCGCUCCUGCAGUCGGCCAAGAUGCUGGUGGACCAGAUCAAGGAUGGCAUCGAGAGCACCUUCAGGCCUGACCCACAGCUCCGGCUACACUCCUUCCACUAUAUGCCCUUGGACUUCGCCAAGCUCUCCAGUGCCAUCCACGAGCGCUUCCCCACAGGACCCAGAAAGGUGUACCCCUCGGGGGACUCCCUGCCCUCCUGCUACCCCGUGCACUCGGAAACGGCAAUUGCCAGGAAGGUCACCUUCAGCACCCACAGCUUCGGCAACCAGCAGAUCUACCAGCGAAGCGCCUCCUUGAUGUCUUUCAGUGCCCCUGAUGGCAAGAAGUCCAAGAUGGGUCUGGAGGCGUCUGGGCGAGUCCAGUCAGCCACAGCUGCCAAACCCACAGAUGGCCUCUACACCUACUGGAACACAGGGGCAGAAGGCGAGCCUGUGCAGAGCGGCGGAAGCUUCCACAGCUGGUAUGGAUUCAGUGAUGGCUCUGUGAGAACCCCAGGCCCCAUUGUUAUCUACCAGGCUCUGGUGUAUCCCCGAGCUGUCAAGGUUUACUGGACAUGCCCAGCAGAAGAUGUGGUCUCUUUUGAGGUGGAAUUCUAUGAACUCAUUAAUUCCCCACCUAACAAUGUGCAGGCAGAGCUCUAUGGACAAAUUCAGGACAUAAUGCAGCAGAAUGUGGAGCUGCACAACCUGACCCCCAACACUGAAUAUUUUUUUAAAGUUAGAGCCAUCAACAAUAAAGGUCCUGGGCAAUGGAGUGACAUCUGCAAGGUGGUAACACCCAAGGAGCAUGGGAAGAACCGAGCUAAGUGAGGCCUGAUGAAGAAUAUCCAGUGUGCCCUCCAGAAGCACUUCUGAGCCUUCUCCCUGAAGAACAGGCAGCAACCUCAGAGAUGCACCAUGAAAUAGACAUAUAUAUACACAAGUAUAUAUAUUUUCUCGGCACAUUCUUCAGUGAAGUUGUAGAC